AUGGAUCGAUGGAUGGGUAAAGUUGCUCUCGUUACGGGUGCAAGCGCCGGAAUUGGAGCCGCCAUUGCCGAAGAAUUAGCCAAAAAAGGAUUAAGAGUAAUUGGAUUGGCGAGAAGAAUUGAAAAAGUUGAAGAAUUAAAAGAAAAACUUGGAAGAAUAAAGGGAGAACUUGUUCCGUGGAAGGGAGAUAUAACGAAACAAGAGGAAAUAGCACGAACUUUCCAGUGGAUAAAACAUAAAUUUGGAACAAUACACGUUUUGGUGAACAAUGCUGGAAUCGCUCGUCAAGAAAUGUUGAUAGAUGGAAAAAUAGAACAUUUUAAAGAAGUUCUCGAUGUAAAUGUUUUAGGCUUAACUAUUUGCACUCAACACGCUUACAAAUUAAUGAAAGAAACAGGAGUUUAUAAUGGCCAUAUAAUAAACAUAAACAGCAUUGCAGGUCAUCAAAUACCGAAUACGGAAAUUCCAAAAUUUAAUAUUUAUGCAGCGAGUAAAUAUGCAGUCACAGCAUUGACGGAAACAUUAAGACAAGAAUUAAGAUAUUUAAAAUCGAAAAUUCGCGUUACCAGCAUCAGCCCCGGAAUGGUUGAAACGGAUAUAAGAGAUUCUUGUUUAACUCCAGGAGCUUUAGAAGCAUUAAACGAUGAUGUUAAUAAAAAAUCAAUGACCACCGCAAUACUUAAGCCAAAGGAUAUUGCCGACAGCGUUUUAUACGUUUUAGCAACUCCUCCACACGUUCAAAUACACGAAUUGACAAUCAAACCCCUCGGAGAAGUUUUUUAA
This is a messenger RNA of Pediculus humanus corporis (human body louse), 783 nucleotides long. Its product is annotated as alcohol dehydrogenase, putative. The transcript has 4 exons. The record is from RefSeq and is a predicted model, not a curated record. The coding region runs from base 1 to 783 and encodes 260 amino acids. NCBI's taxonomy places the organism in Eukaryota, Metazoa, Arthropoda, Insecta, Psocodea, Pediculidae.